Scleropages formosus (Asian bonytongue) is the source of this 2811-nucleotide messenger RNA. RefSeq names its product NIP7 nucleolar pre-rRNA processing protein (gene nip7). The record is from RefSeq and is a predicted model, not a curated record. NCBI's taxonomy places the organism in Eukaryota, Metazoa, Chordata, Actinopteri, Osteoglossiformes, Osteoglossidae. Gene Ontology annotation, biological process: ribosome assembly. The transcript is spliced from 5 exons. Gene Ontology annotation, molecular function: RNA binding. Bases 106 to 648 code for a protein of 180 amino acids. Gene Ontology annotation, cellular component: nucleus.
GACUUCCGCUCUCCUCUCUGCACACGUGCGAGUAUAGUAGAGACGAAGAGCGAGUUGUUUAAUUUUUCCCCCCCUUAUUUAUCCAUUGUAUAUAACCUUGCAGAAAUGCGACCUUUGACGGAAGAGGAAACGAAGACCAUGUUUGAAAAACUUUCAAAAUACAUUGGGGAGAAUAUUAAACUCUUGGUGGAUCGACCGGACGGAACCUACUGCUUCAGACUCCACAAAGACCGCGUGUACUAUGUGAGUGAGAAGAUUCUGAAACUCGCGACCAACAUAUCCCGGGACAAACUCGUGUCGCUGGGGACCUGCUUCGGCAAGUUCACGAAGACGCACAAGUUCCGCCUCCACAUCACAGCGCUCGACUUCUUGGCUCCGUACGCGAAGUUCAAGGUGUGGGUGAAGCCCGGAGCAGAGCAGUCCUUCCUUUAUGGGAACCACAUCCUGAAAUCGGGUCUGGGCAGAAUCACAGAGAAUACAGAGCAGUACCAGGGUGUGGUGGUGUACUCCAUGGCCGACGUCCCCCUGGGGUUUGGAGUGGCAGCAAAAUCCACACAGGUGUGUCGGCGCGUGGACCCAAUGUCCAUUGUGGUAUUCCAUCAAGCAGAUGUGGGAGAGUACAUCCGAAGCGAGGAAACGCUUACUUAAAGCUGAGUUUCACGUACUGUAAAUCUUCUCGGACUGUUGCGUGGAAUCAGUUCCGUUCCCGUCGUUUCGCUCUGCGGAUCUUUGCCCAUAAACUGUUUGGAGACCAUCCACAAGGAAGACGGUAAACCAUUUCCUCAUGAUUUCAACAGCAUUUUAUAGUGCUCUUUAUGAUGAGAGCUCUUGAUACAGAAAUCCACCUCACCAGUAGUGUUUGCAUUGUCACAAUACUGGCAAGGCUUUCUGGUAUAGAGGACUAAAAUCAAAACCAGCUGUGUGUGAUUUACAUAAAACAUCUGUUUACAAUUACAUGAUUUCAGGAAAUGGAGAAUUUUGAGAUAAACUAAGAUUUAUGGAAACUUGGAAAAUGUUUAAUUUCAUCACCCAUGUUUUCUUUAAGUUAAAAACCUAUAAUAUGGGCAUGAAGUCCCUGUUCAUGCUAAUUAAUUAUUACAAAUCGUCUGUAUGCUCCCCUCCGUUCUCAGCACAAACUGUAACCUUUUCCCAUGUUUUCCCGGACAUUUUUGUCCACGAAACAAAUGAAAUGUUAAAUGCAACACGUGAUUAAUAAAGGACACAAACUCAUGCACAGGGACUUUGUGGCCACCAUGCACACUAAUUUGAAGGUUCUACAAAAAUGUAUGCUCUACCAAUGUGUCAAUACUAGUGAGAAAGUAAGUCUAAUACCUUUACAUAUAUGGUAGCUGAUUAGCAGCUAUUAGUAAAAUGCUUGCAUGCAUAGUUAACUGAAGAUGAACAAUUACAUGAUUGUCCAAUCAUGGGAAAUUACAUAAUGUUCUGCUGCAAUUUAACAUUUUAAAAUUGUUUUAUCUAUGCAUUUUACAUAAUUUCUCACAUGCAGCUAAAUGUUACAUAUACUUUAUAUUAGCAGAUUUCAAAAACUUUCAAAAUUCAAUGCUUGCAUUGUCUUAAGUUCCAGAACCAUGGAAUUCAAAUUCUUAAUUCUUACUCCAUCAGUUUGUGCAGAUUGCUUUGAAGAGUAACAGAACCUCAGGUUCCAACAGGGGAGACACAAUUUACUCUCUUGCCUGUAUCAUAAAACCUCAUAUGCACCUUGCUCAGUUUUAAAUAACAGCUAAGUGAAGCUCAGAUUAGAAGCUGAUACAAAUAAAAACCACUUUUCAGGACCGGUGAUUUUGCAGAUGGCCUUACACAUGAAUACAUGAUCAGUACAGCAUACUAGUGUAAGUUGCAAAUUAUAGAAUGGUACAUGUGAACAUCAAUCCAAAUAUCCAGUACCAGUCAGUAUGCACAUCUGAAAUAACAGCACUGUUAUUAAUAGUUCCACAGAUUUACAUACAGUACAUUGUCUUGGAUGAUGCUGUCAGCUCAGUGAAUAGUGCUGUGUUCUUUCAUUACACAAAAUACCUUAAAAUACUGUAUAAAUACUCAAGUCCACAGUAAUAGGCUAAAUCUCAAACUCCAGAAAUUUACAGUAGCCUUUUACUGGUUUGUGGAAAUAUAUCUUCGAAGUACAGAUCACUCCAGUUGGAAAUGUAACCUUGUUUCCAAACAUCCACGAUGAAUCUGAAACAGCUAGACACACAUCUGCUCUAUUGAUCAUAGAGUCUAGAAGUGAUGACCUCAAGUGUAGUAUCAAAGGACUGUAGGCUUAGGCAAAGCGAAGACUGGUUUCCAUGGACUUUGCAUUUAGAACCUUAAGAAAAAGCAAAGAAAGUAAAGGCCGUGCUCUGGAGGAACACACUCGUUCGUGCGUAAACACUUCCCCAUUUCCCAGGUGAGGAAUGGAUGUUGUUAACCUCUGUGCUACAUGGACUGGUAUAAGAUGAAAUUGCCAGAUUGCUCAGGCAGACAGACAUCUGCAUAUUCAGAAAGUUCCUUCUCCAUUCAAAAUGUUCUUAUAUCAAGAUGCACCACAUGACUAAAUGUCAUAUAGUUCUUCAUGUGACUACUAUGGCAACGAUGUUUUUUAUAAAACAAUCUAUAACAAUCUCUCCCAGUAUGAGUUAAUUUAUAUUGUUGCAUAUAAUUAAUGUAUUGCAGUUGAUUUAAAAUAUUAGGUAGUAACUUGACUGCAACAGUAUGCACAAUAAGCAGCCCACUAGCAUCAGAUUUUACAUAAAUGGAUAUUUUAGACAUCUCUACUGUUUUUCUGUCCUUGGUCAAGCAAGCUGCAAGAGCUGU